AUGGAUGAUGAAGGACAACGUGCGGCAGCAACAAUCGAGUCAUUAUCAAUUUGCCGUGAUCAACUGUUUGGAGCUCCGUCAUUGACUGACAUUCAACAACCAACUGAUUAUGAUCCUCGGGAUAAUACCAAUUACGACAACAAUGGUGAGGAUGCAUUUAUUGACAUGAGUGAUGAUAUAUUAACGUUCAGUGUACCACCAGUGAAUUUUGAGCGAACAACAAGUGAGAAUUUUGCUGAUAUUAUAUUAUCACAACUUGAUAACAAAAACGCGAAUUUUCCUGAUGAUACUGAUGCAUUAAAUGAAAUAAAUACUGAACCAUUGAACUUAGUUCCGCUUUCAGCUAUCAGGUCGGAAGCUACUGCACUUCAAUUAGAAUUUGAUGUGACAGUGGAAGGAGGUCGUCAAAGUGCUUAUAUCUUUAAAGGUCGCUCACUUUUUGCGAAGAUGAAUACCAAUGUCAUAUUUGUAGUGAAUUGUCCUGUUCCUCCUCCACCAAAAUCAUUUGUCCGGAUUUGUGCUAUCUAUUCGGAUAAUAUUUAUGCUAAUGUUCCGGUUCGUCGAUGUGAUUAUCAUCGUUUACGAGAUAGAAAUUAUGAAGAACACUUCUUAAUUGUAACCAAUAUUUCUAAAGCACAACAUUUGACAGAAAAAGUAGAAGGUGAGGAAGGUUUUCGAUCAUUUGCAAUUGUACCUUUCGAUGCAAUUCAUGCAAAUAGAUGCUUAAUGCUGCAAUUUCGAUGCUAUUCAUCUUGUGCUGGUGGUAUCAAUCGACGACAAGUGGUUUUAUGUUUUUCUUUGGAAAAUGGUGGUAACCUACUUGGGGACAGUAAGAUGCAUCUAAAAGUAUGUUCACUUCCAAGUCGAGAUGCAAAUUUGGACGUUAAUAAUAUGCCACGUAACAAACGUCCGGCUGCCAAACAUUAUCCGGCAGUUGCAGAAGUUGUUUCCGUUUCAGCGAAGAAUAAACCGGAACAACCUUGGGAUGAUGAUGAUACAGUUUACUCAUUAGAGAUUCGUGGAAGGCAUUUGUACAAAAUAGUUUGUGCUAUCGUUGGUAAUUUUGAAUUAACGAGAAAUUUGCUGAAGGAUAAAAAUCAAAGAAAUGAUAGAGAAAUGUUGACGGUGAGCGAUAGUUCAAGUUCGCUAUCACAAAACACUCCUAUUGAUUCGUGGCUGAAUACCCUGGAACUAUCAAAAUAUAAGCAUUUAUUUGCGGAUCGAUCAUUAUAUGUAAUUGCUGAUUUGGAUGGAAUUGUCAAUAAAAUGUAUCUAUUAUCGAUAGGUGUUACUGAAGAAGAUGCGAUAAAAAUGUUAAAUUCAUAUUUAUCUUGGUUUAACAUUUUCAAUGCUCAGCGGUUGAGCAGUUUGUCAUCUGAUGGUUCUACGAUUCGAGUGCAAAGAACCCGUGUAAGUGGUUCCAUUCGGGCAUCUCAUACGAAGUAA
This is a messenger RNA of Brugia pahangi, 1446 nucleotides long. The record is from the annotation of a GenBank genome assembly. NCBI's taxonomy places the organism in Eukaryota, Metazoa, Nematoda, Chromadorea, Rhabditida, Onchocercidae.